AUGAUCCUUGCAAUGGCAGUUAAGACCGUUUUUGUCACCUGUGGGGCAACAGUUCCGUUCCCACAGCUGAUCCAUGUUGUGCUGGGAAAAGCGCUCCUCGAACGGCUGUCGGAUGCCGGGUUUCGGAGAGUAAUCGUGCAAUAUGGUAAGGGCUACGAAGCAGAGUUUAGAAAGAGGCUAAAUGCUUUGGAAUGCGUUCCAGCAAAGUGCUCGCUUGCUGACAGCACACUGGGUAUAACAGCCACUGGACUGUGUUGCGGUUUCUACGCUCCCGGAGCGCUUGAGGUCAUAGGGUUGGAGUACUCGACUAGGGUGCAGGAUAUCGUCGGGCUUGCAGGCCUUGUGAUCUCCCAUGCGGGCACCGGAUCAAUCUUAGACUCUCUCCGCUCGGGGAAGCCUUUGAUUGUCUGCGUGAACGACAAGCUGAUGGACAACCACCAGCAGCAGAUCGCAGACAAGUUCAAGCAGAAAGGCUACGUUUGGGCUUGCAAGCCAUGUGAAUCUGAGGUAUCAGAGUGCUUGAGCAGAUCACAGAGUGAAACGCUCAUUCGGUUCCCUCAGGCGUACAGUGCUCGGUUUGAGAACGAUUUAAAGCGCUUGGCUUUCAGUUGA
Molecule: messenger RNA, 612 nt
Organism: Torulaspora globosa
Lineage: Eukaryota; Fungi; Ascomycota; Saccharomycetes; Saccharomycetales; Saccharomycetaceae
Gene: ALG13
Product: N-acetylglucosaminyldiphosphodolichol N-acetylglucosaminyltransferase catalytic subunit ALG13
Exons: 1
Coding region: 1-612 (203 amino acids)
Biological process (GO): dolichol-linked oligosaccharide biosynthetic process
Cellular component (GO): UDP-N-acetylglucosamine transferase complex; extrinsic component of endoplasmic reticulum membrane
Molecular function (GO): hexosyltransferase activity
Source: RefSeq, a predicted model, not a curated record